Messenger RNA from Salvia miltiorrhiza (redroot sage), 979 nucleotides. RefSeq names its product ethylene-responsive transcription factor ERF010-like. NCBI's taxonomy places the organism in Eukaryota, Viridiplantae, Streptophyta, Magnoliopsida, Lamiales, Lamiaceae. The record is from RefSeq and is a predicted model, not a curated record. The transcript has a single exon. Bases 335 to 784 code for a protein of 149 amino acids. Gene Ontology annotation, biological process: regulation of DNA-templated transcription. Gene Ontology annotation, molecular function: DNA binding; DNA-binding transcription factor activity.
AUGGUAUUAUGAUGAGUAAUUUUGUAUGUUAUUACUUUUAUUCAAUUUUUUCUGGAUAGUAAUAAUAGUUGAAUAAUUAGAAAGCCGAAUCCCAUCCCACUGCCCACUCCACCUCCAUAUAAAUUGAGACGCAUCGCAUCAAAGUAAGUGUUAUUUUCUAGCAUGAAUUCCUCUUUAGAUUCUUUCUUUUCUCCCUCUCCGUCGCCCCACACAAAUAAUAAUAUCAAACCCUAAAAACAUAAAUUCUGUCCAAAAGAUCUCAUCCAAAAAGUAAACAAUUUUUUUCAUUUUCCUCAUCGAUUUCUUUUUUUCCUUUCUGGGUUGAAAUUAAUUUAUGGAAGGAGCGUGCUGCACAGCUUCGUCGACGUCGUCGUCGGAAAUUUCUAAGCGGAAGCACCGGAAGCAAGACAAACCCUACAGAGGCAUACGGAUGCGGAAGUGGGGGAAGUGGGUGGCGGAGAUACGAGAACCGAACAAGCGCUCCAGAAUCUGGCUCGGCUCCUACUCCUCGCCCGUUGCGGCGGCGCGUGCCUACGACACCGCCCUCUUCUACCUCCGCGGCCCCACCGCCCGCCUCAACUUCCCCGAGUACAUCGUCAAGGACGUCGUCGACGAGCCCAGCGACCUGUCCGCCGCCGCCAUCAGGAAGAAGGCCACGGAGGUCGGCGCCAGGGUCGACGCGCUGCAGAGCGCCGGCGGUCAUGCGCGCUCCACACCGGGCCGGGCCUUCGAGAAGCCCGAUUUGAAUGAGUACCCCAGCCCGGAGAGUUCGGAGGACAAUUGAACUAGUCUGAUAUGGUUUGUGGUAUCAGAAGUUUUUUUUCUUUCUUUCUUUUAAUUUUUUUUUUUUUUUUUUUAGAAGUUUUCUUUUCUUUGUAAUUUUCGCCGGAAAAAUUAACUGUAUUUUCGCCGGAACGAUUAGGGUUGUAACUUUGAUUUUGGGUUUUAUAUAAAAGAAAAGAUUAUAGAGAUUAAUUUA